AAGAAGAACAACCCGUGUAAAAAAAACAUUAACAUCCGGCGGCAUCAUCUUCUCUGUGAACGUUUAGUUAGCUAGUUGUGCCUCGUAUUUUAUUUUUGUUCAUUUUACACAGCGACAAAAAUGCCAACACUGUGUUCAGCAUACAACUGCAAAAAUCGCGGUCCCAAAGCUGAUGUAGGAUUUUUUAGUUUCCCCAAAAAUGACCCUGAAAGACGCAAGCGAUGGAUUAUUAAUAUGAAGUGGAAAGACUGGAAUCCGCAACACCACCACCGUGUGUGCUCCAUUCACUUUGAAGACAAGUACAUUUGCCGGAUGGACAAACGUCAACGUCUCACGCCAGACGCAGUCCCGACCAUUUUUGACUUCCCAGAGAACUUUCAAAAGAAGAAGGCAUCCAUCCACCCACAGAGUAGAAGAGCCAGGAGUGAUGGGUUGCCAGAGAAGUAUACUGCUGCCUAUGCUGUUACAGUGGCUGAACCGGUCACAACACCAAGCCCCACCAUCACAUCAGAGACGAGCAAGCUGGCUAAAGACAAUACUAAAGCUCCAGAAAAAGUUACCUCUUCAAGUUGGUAUAUCCAUGUAGAUGAAGAAAUCCAAAUGGCUGAAUCCCUCCCAGGUUUCUUCCACAGUGAUUACUGUCUACCACACAGUAUUCGCUGGGGAUUCAAAGAUGAUGUUGCCCCGAAGGUGGCAUGUGAGAACAUGGAGUUUCAACUUCCACCCCUCAAGCACAUAAUAGAGAUCACAGAGGCAUGGGAGUGGCUGGGUAUGGACAUUAGAGGGCCACUGCCCCUAACACCGAACGGACACCAGUACGUUCUGACCUUGACAGACUUCUACUCCAAAUGGGUGGAGGCCUUCCCCCUGAGAGGUUGUAGCUCUACUGAGGUAGCGCAGCAUGUCGCUGAAGUCAUCUCUCACUUUGGCUUCCCUUUUGGAAUCCUUGUUCGACUAAAGAGGAAGUUUACCAGUAAGAUCAACCUUGCCUUAAACAGUCAUCUGAAGCUGAGGGGGUUUUCUCUCUUAUACCGUCAUCGGCAAGUUGGAUCACUGGAUCUGGCCACACAGACCCUGAUCAGCAGGAUGGUGUCUGAUCUUGUGAAGGACCAUCCAGACAACUGGGAUGUCUGCCUCCCUGCAAAGGUGUUCAGCCUGUGUUUCAAGGAGCACCCCAAGACCAAGCAGAGACCUUUCUCUCUCCUGUGCUGCAAAGGACCACAGCCGGUCACCACCCCUAGGGAUCUGUCUUUCAGUCCUGCAGAGCUCAGAGAGAGUUCCUUUGCAAUCCAGUCAAAUCAAGAGGGUGGGCAUGACACUGAUCCGCAAGACAUGGUUGGUAUUGAAUCUGGAAAGGAAACCACUGGAAAGAGCACUAUUACCAGGGUCUCCUUUUUAAGGAGCAACACUGAGAGUAACACCACUGACGGUAACACAUAUGGUCACCCCGACGGUCUCACGGACAGUUGCAAGGACGGUCACCCGGACGCUAACCCCGACGGUAGCACGGACGCUAACCCCGACGGUAGCACGGACGCUAACCCCGACGGUAGCACGGACGCUAACCCCGAGGGUAGCACGGACGCUAACCCCGAGGGUAGCACGGACGCUAACCCCGAGGACGCUAACCCCGAGGACGCUAACCCCGAGGACGCUAACCCCGAGGGUAGCACGGACGCUAACCCCGAGGGUAGCACGGACGCUAACCCCGAGGGUAGCACGGACGCUAACCCCGAGGGUAGCACGGACGCUAACCCCGAGGGUAGCACGGACGCUAUCCCCGAGGGUAGCACGGACGCUAACCCCGACAACAACCGUAACACCAACAGUGAGCGGUCCUCUGAAGAACAUCAUGCCAUGGAAAACUGAAUAAUUGAUUGGAUGAGCGCUCUAUCGGGGGUGUAGUUUUUAUUUUAUCAUUUUGUUUAGAAACACUUGUCUUUUAUGGUUGUUUGGCUGGUGUACUGCGUCAUGAUUGUUACACAGGAGGAUGAUAUGAGUUUAUGAACCAACUGGAUCAAUUCAAUAUCAGUCAAAACAUCAUGCAUAGCAGCGUAGAUGAUGGAAUAGUUAGACGCUUAUCCUGAAAGCAAUUAUUUUUUCCCCCCCAGUAAAUGAAUCCAAACAUGCGUUAUUGUAGUACAUUAUUGUAGUAUAGACAUUUUCACCUUACAUUAUUGUAGCAUAUACUGUAGAUAUUUUCACCUUACUUGAUCUUGGAAAAAUCCACUUGAAUGCUCCUCCAACUGUUAAUUAGUAGUAGGAAAUGUAUCUAUCAUCCCUGAACUCUGACUUCUCCCACAUGCUGACCUCUGACGUCACGUACUAAGGAAAUUACUUCCAUUAACAGCAUUUUCGUCAGUUAAAUUCAACAAAACAUUAUUUAUCAAAAGCAAUCUUGUUAUUGUUUUUGUACACUUAUUUGUUUACAAUCAUGGUAGCUGUACAUUGUUUAUGGUUGACGCAGUUUGUUGGCCAUUGGCCAAUCGGCGAGUUCAAAGCUUGUGAAUGUAUCGAACUGGUAUUUACGACAUCCCAACUGGUAAAUACUACCUUCCCCAAUUGGUUAUGAACGCAGGAUUAUUAAAGUAAUGUUUUUUUAUGCCUUGAA
Oncorhynchus gorbuscha (pink salmon) is the source of this 2611-nucleotide messenger RNA. RefSeq lists its product as uncharacterized. The record is from RefSeq and is a predicted model, not a curated record. The transcript has 12 exons. Lineage: Eukaryota; Metazoa; Chordata; Actinopteri; Salmoniformes; Salmonidae. Gene Ontology annotation, biological process: DNA integration. The coding region runs from base 121 to 1869 and encodes 582 amino acids. Gene Ontology annotation, molecular function: sequence-specific DNA binding.